Messenger RNA from Gasterosteus aculeatus aculeatus (three-spined stickleback), 2494 nucleotides. RefSeq names its product putative histone deacetylase 1-B. NCBI's taxonomy places the organism in Eukaryota, Metazoa, Chordata, Actinopteri, Perciformes, Gasterosteidae. Gene Ontology annotation, molecular function: histone deacetylase activity. Gene Ontology annotation, biological process: heterochromatin formation. Gene Ontology annotation, cellular component: NuRD complex. The record is from RefSeq and is a predicted model, not a curated record.
AGAGCUCAACGCUGGUUUCCCUCGGUGCAGGAGAGCGCAGCCGGUGGGCAUUAAACGGUGCAGUAAUUGGGGGCUAAAAUGGCGCUGUCUCAAGGAACAAAGAAAAAAGUUUGCUAUUACUAUGACGGGGACGUUGGGAACUACUACUACGGCCAAGGCCAUCCCAUGAAGCCCCACAGGAUCCGCAUGACGCACAACCUCCUCCUCAACUACGGGCUGUACAGGAAAAUGGAGAUUUACAGACCACACAAAGCCAGCGGCGAAGAGAUGACGAAAUACCACAGCGACGACUACAUUAAGUUCCUGAGGUCCAUACGACCAGACAACAUGUCUGAGUACAGCAAACAGAUGCAGCGAUUCAACGUUGGAGAGGACUGUCCGGUGUUUGACGGUCUGUUUGAGUUUUGCCAGCUCUCAGCAGGUGGAUCUGUUGCUGGGGCGUUGAAGUUGAACAAGCAGCAGACGGAUAUCGCCAUCAACUGGGCCGGCGGACUCCACCACGCCAAGAAGUCCGAGGCCUCGGGUUUCUGCUACGUCAACGACAUCGUCCUGGCCAUUCUGGAGCUGCUAAAGUACCACCAGAGGGUGUUGUACAUCGACAUUGACAUCCACCACGGGGAUGGCGUGGAGGAGGCCUUCUACACGACGGACAGGGUCAUGACCGUCUCCUUCCACAAGUACGGGGAGUACUUCCCCGGCACCGGAGACCUGAGGGACAUCGGCGCCGGAAAGGGCAAAUACUACGCGGUGAACUACCCGCUGAGGGACGGCAUCGACGACGAGUCCUACGAAGCCAUCUUCAAACCCAUCAUGGCUAAAGUCAUGGAGAUGUACCAGCCCAGCGCGGUGGUCCUCCAGUGUGGAGCCGAUUCUCUCUCUGGAGACCGACUGGGCUGCUUCAACCUCACCAUCAAAGGCCACGCCAAAUGUGUGGAGUACAUCAAAAGCUUCAACCUGCCCCUGCUGAUGCUGGGCGGCGGGGGCUACACCAUCCGCAACGUGGCCCGUUGCUGGACGUACGAGACGGCGGUGGCCCUGGACUCGUCCAUCCCCAACGAGCUGCCCUACAACGACUACUUCGAGUACUUCGGGCCCGACUUCAAGCUGCACAUCAGCCCGUCCAACAUGACCAACCAGAACACUAACGAGUACCUGGAGAAGAUCAAGCAGCGCCUGUUCGAGAACCUCCGCAUGCUGCCGCACGCGCCGGGCGUCCAGAUGCAGGCCAUCCCCGAGGACGCCCCCCACCCGGACAGCGGCGAGGAGGACGAGGAGGAGCCCGACAAGCGCGUCUCCAUCCGGGCACACGACAAAAGGAUCGCCUGCGAGGAAGAGUUCUCUGACUCGGAGGACGAGGCGGAGGGGCAGGGGGGCGGCCGCAGGAACGCAGCCAACCACAAGAAGGUGAAACGAGUGAAGAAGGAGGAGGAGAAGGAAGGGGAGGAGAAGAAAGAAGUGAAAGAGGAGGAGAAAGAGGAAGAGAAGAUGGACACAUCAGGACCAAAAGAGGAGGUGAAGACGACCUGAAGUGCGACACCAGGAGGAGGCGUCGUCGAUGCGUUGGGAUUCCUGUGCUCUCCUUCUGUGACAACAAGAGCCUUUUUUUGUAUUCCUGUUUUAUUAUGUGUGUUUAUGGGCGAGCCCGGUUUACACUGCGUUCUUUACAUCCGUCACCGACCUCGGUGACCCGCCGGUUGAGUGGGCGUGGCCAAGCCACAGCUUCGCGUUGUGCAAAACGAGCAACGCACAACUCCGUAGGCUUUUUAUACGAACUGGUCGGCUUCCACGUGAAGGAAAGCUCCCGUCACGCUGUUACCCAUUUAAGCCAGUUUGCGGGGGCCUGCAGCGAAGUAGAUGAUUAAUAAGCAUCACGCUCGUGUGCAAAAAGGCUUUUCUCUUUUAAACAUCUAUUUAUGAUACUGUAGAAUAACCAGCAUUUGACAAACUGUUUAUCUUGUUGUCGUCAACUCAUCAAUAAAUGCAUGUUUAGAAUAAUGUCGCCUUUAGCAUGUACAUUUUGCUCGUGUUGGGCGGACAGGCUGUGAUCUAUGUUCUAACUUAUUGAUUCAUCACCGGCCCCUUUAGCUUCUUCCUGCAUCGUUCAGUAUGUGGAAUGUUGAACCGCUCCAGAGGUGGAAGUGAGCGACUUGUUUUGUACCAUGAUACAUAAAGGCAGAGUGAGCUGGUUAAAUGGACCCUCUACAUGUUGUCUAGUUUUAUCCUUGUAAAAUGUGCAUUCAUAACUUUUUAAUAAAAGCUGAAGUCAUUGUUUUUCCUCCUGAUUUUUUUUUUAUACUUUCGACAAAUAAUCCUGCGUUUCUAUUUUGGUUUAAUUUCUGGAUCCAAAGUGAAGAAGCUUCUCUACAUUCGUGGUCCAUGUGUUGGUUUCUUUAGCCAUCAGGAUGCAGCCAAUAUGACCUUUGACCUGUAGUGGGGUUUUUUUUAUGUACCAUUCUGACUUAUGGUUUAACAAAAUAAACAUCUGCCACAUUAA